Linum trigynum is the source of this 8492-nucleotide messenger RNA. The record is from the annotation of a GenBank genome assembly. NCBI's taxonomy places the organism in Eukaryota, Viridiplantae, Streptophyta, Magnoliopsida, Malpighiales, Linaceae.
UACUAAUUCAAACUAGUAGUAGUUUUUUCCUUGGUUAGAGCGGUGCUAACUAUUGUAUAAUUAGCACCGUAGCCGUUCCCGAAGGUAUCAUGAUGGUCGUUGGUUUCAUGAAUACCCCACCCAACACCAUUGGUAACCGCCGCUUCCAUCUGGUGGGCUCGAGCUCGAACAGAACAAUCAAAACUAUUUUUCUUCCCUUGGGGGAGGUGAAAAUGGAAAGGAAUAAUGGAUAAAUUCAAUUUGGUUAUAAUCAUUUUGCAUCAUGGAUUACGUAAGCAAAGCAUAAAAUCUUCCUUAUCCUGAUAACCAACACAGUCAAAUUCCUUUCGUUCUAACAGUUUCCCCGACUUUGGACACAAUGCAACAAUAAUUAUGAUCAUGAUUUGUCAAUAUGUGAAUAAUAAUUAUUAUUGCGUGGAUGUGUGGCUGAUUAAACCCCUGAAAUCGACUUUGCAAAAAUUAAAAUAUGUUUCUUGUUCAACGAAUAUAUAAUAAAUUUAAUAAGUGUGUCUCUAGGAUUUUUCGAUACUUAUGGGAGUUUUUGGCCCAUAUAUAGGAAACCACUAAAUUGGAAGGUUUCAAACAUAGGAAUUAAUAAGAAGCCGUAUAUGUAUGUUUCAAUAAGUUUCAUAUGUAAAUAGUAUAAUUUACAGCGGUUCUUGAUAUGGUAUUAGAUCUUUCUAUGACUGAAAGGUUUCCUGUUUGAUUCUUGAUGACCACCAUCUAUUUUUGUUAACCACAUUGUGUCCGAACCUGUGUCUGUGCAAAUUCCAAGCCUGUAUGAGUGGCUUGAGUUUGAGAGGGUGUGUUAGUAAGUGAUAUAUGAUCCACAAUUGAACCUCUCCCAACAACUCGAGCUAUUGGGACUAGUUGGUCUAUAGCAUGGUAUCAGAGUUGGUUUGUCCUUGAGAUCACGUGUUCAACUCCUCACAACACCCAAAAUUAACAAUUUAUCAAAGCACAAGGUAUGGCGAUCGUCUAUGCAAACUUCAAGCUCAUGGGUUGCUUUUAGCACAUGGGUUGGCCUCAAGGACAAACCAGCUCUGAUACCAUGUCAAUAACCAAUUGAUUCCAAUAACUCGAGUUGUUGGGAGAAGGUUAUUAUGAAUCUUAUGUCACUCUCUUACAGUGGUCACACAUAUUAUAUGUAUUUUAAUAAUUUCGACGAAUAAGAAUCAUUGAUUUUUAUUUUAAAAUUAAAUUAAUCUUAUGAUUUGGGUUAAAGAAUUGAGAACUGAGGUUCACCCAUCAGAGGUUAGCUAGGUAUAGUAUUAUACCCCAAACUCCGAUUAAUUCAUUACAUAAAUUAGAACAUUUAACGGACAUACGGUAAGGUAAUCGUACGUAUUGAAAUGCGAGAUCUAAAAACAUAUUUAUCCGUGGCACCAGUAAUAAGUACUUUAUGGUUUGCGUCUUUAGCAGGCCUAUUGAUAGAAAUUAAUUGUUUUUUCUGGAUGCGCUGGCAUUCCCCUUUUUUAAUUUUAGGUAUUAAUGCCUAGAGGUGAAGAAGAUUAGUUCGUCAGGUUGUAUCUUGCCUGUCCAUGAAUUCAACAACAGUUUAAAAGAUUGACCUAUUCGGAAAUCUCCGAAUCUACGCUUAUUUUCAACUCCCCGAAGUAUUUUAUCGCUACCUACGCCCUGGCCUGAACCAUUAUUAUAUACGUAUAACCCCAAAUUGCAUGCAUGGUUUAUAGGGAACUUUAAUCCAAAACUAGUGCAUGAAAACAAAUUCGAUUUUUUUAUUAUCUAAUUAAUGGUGGUUGGUGUCAUUACUUUUUAAUUGCUCUCUAAUAUAUAUACCCAAAAUUAGCAGAGUCCAAAUAUCUAUUUCAUUUUCACAUCUAACUUGCGGGGAAAUAGAUAAGAAAACCUCAAAAGGCUUAGGAAUUAUCCAUCUUUGUGUUUUGCAUAAGACGGCCUGAUAUGAGCCACACCAAGUCCAAGGUAUUUUUCUUAGUUUGUUCCAUCUUCACCCGAGGGAGGUCUCUCUUGGUCACUACAACUACAAGUGUAAACAUAUAUAUGGAGAUUCCAUGUGAAAUCCAAAUAAUUCUAAAUUCUAAAGAUUUGAGUUGUGAUACACCCUUGUAUCCAACAAUUGUGUUAGUGAACUCACGUAUUUCAGACUUAGCUAAUAUGAUUUUAUCAUGGUAUAUUACAUAUAGAAUAUUGUAUCGCAAAACCAUCUAUCAUUUUGACCUGUGUUAUCCCAAGGAGUUUGAAUGAAUCACACAGUUUGUUUAUAAAGUGAAAAAAGGUUUCGAUAUAGUGUGUCAGGACCUGCUGAUCAUGAUAUUAACGGGAGCUAAGGUUUAUUUCAAUGAAUAAUGCUCUGAUUGAUGAUUUAAACUAAAUCAAGAAUAGAGCAACAUAAAGUAUAAAACUCGUUCCACAUGAGAAAACCCUUCAUCGACGACCUUUUCGGGUGGCCUUAUCCACUUUAAUGUUUGGACACAUUAACGAAUCACUCAAACCCCCACGAAAUUCAUUCAGUUGCUUGCAAAUGCCUUUUCUCGAUCAUCAGAUCAUUACCCUAACCAAACGCCCCAGCCAAUGGCUUAUACGAGCGCGCACCCUUCCACUAAGAGGAGGCGGUUUCACCGUUUUUCAACCCUCCGAUCUCUCAAUUUCUCAUGUCUAGAUAGUGAAUUGAGCAGCAAAAUUACUGUCAUAUGAAAAUCGGAAGACACCAUCGAGCAAUUUUGAAAAAUAUCGAGCAGUAACUAUCGCAACCCAAUGAUUAGUUCAGUCGAUUUCGCAAGAGAGAGGUGGGAAUGACGAGAGUGCCCCUCACCUGGUCAAGUUGAGGAAAACCCCCUCCAUCCAACAAAUGGGAUUUUGUCAUGAAGCCGUCGUUUCAAGACAACCAUUAGUCCAACCAGGCGGCAUGCCCCUUGCCCCCCUUCCCUUCUCCCGCCCACUCAUCCUUACCUCAUCAUCAUCCGCAUCCAUACCAUUAUAACAAUUCAUACAUACAUACAUACGUACAUACAUACAUAACGCAUACUCUCUCCUUCUCCCGCAAGUAAGGUUGUCAAAUCGGCUUAUGCCAGUGUGCCGGUUUAGCAAGUGGAAUGGUUCGACCAAUGGCACAUACCGGUUUGUGCCGGUUCAUGCCGGUGAAUAUUACAAAUAAAAUUAUAAAUACUCAUUUUAAACAUGACAUUUAACGUCAAUACGACAAUACCUAAACAUUUAUACUUGAAUCCAACAAAUAACAUCAAUAUUUAACAUUUAUACUCAUAAAAUAAAUAAUAAACUAAUUUUUAACAAUUAAAGUCACUAAAAUAAGGUUAUUUUACUUAGAGAUUCGUAUAUCGAUCAUGUCGAUCAUACCGGUGAUGUCACGCUGGUUUUAUGACCGGUACAGGUUGAACCAGGUACAUCCGGUGGCACGCCGGCCGGCGUGACAACCCAGCCCACAACUAACCUCCAAGAAGUGAAAACCCACGCGCCCACGCCCACCGCCUUCCCCCUUAUAUAUUCCCACCUUCCCUCCUCCCCCUUCAGCUCCCUUCAAAUAAACAAACUUCCUCGAAAAUCCUCUGUUCUCUCAUCUCUCUCUAUUACUACCAAACAGAGUCCCAAACUCCCAAUACUCCACUUUACCUAUCCAAACAUCUACGAGAGAAACUCCGAUGGGCGCCGAGAAAGACGGAGGAGGGAAGGCCGAAGGUGAGAAGAAGCCCGCCGCUGCUCCUGCUGCCGCUGCCGGCGGGGGUGGUGAUAAGAAGGACGACGGCGGAGGGAAGGUCGUCUCCGUCUACAAGAUGGACAUGCAUUGCGAGGGGUGCGCCAAGAAAAUCAGGCGCGCCGUCAAGCACAUGGAAGGUGUGGAGGAUGUGAAAACGGACUGUUCGGCAAACAAACUGACGGUGACCGGGAAGGUGGAUCCCGGCCGGGUGAAGGCAAGGGUGGAGGAGAAAAUGAAGAAGCAGGUGGAUAUCGUCUCGCCCCAGCCUAAGAAGGAAGGCGGCGGAGCUCCUCCUGCCGGCGACAAGAUGGGCGGAGGCGGCGGAGCUCCUCCCGCCGGUGAUAAGAAGGGCGGAGGCGAGAAAGCCGAGAAGAAGGCGGAGGAGAAAAAACCGGAGGAGAAGAAGGCGGAGGAGAAGAAACCGGCUCCACCUAAAGAGAGUACGGUUGUUCUGAAGAUUAGAACCCACUGCGACGGCUGCAUCCACAAGAUCAAGAAGAUCAUCCUCAAAAUCAAAGGAGUAGACAGCGUGGCGGUUGACGGAGCUAAGGACUUGGUAACGGUGAAAGGCACGAUGGACGUUAAGGAGCUGGCUCCUUACCUCAGGGAGAAGCUCAACCGGACGGUGGAUGUUGUCCCACCGGCCGGCGAGAAGAAGGACGCCGCCGCAGCCGCCGGCGAGAAGAAGGAGAAAGGUAAAGAAGGAGGUGGUCAAGCGCCGAAGGGCGAAAAGAAGGAAGGAGACGGCGGGGGAAAGAAAGUAGACCCCCCGGCUGCCGCUGCCGCUCCGAAGGUGGAGGUGAACAAGAUGGAGUACUACGGCAGUUACGCCCCGACGGCGGCGCCGAGCUACUGGGCCGACGGGGGAUCGUACGGGCAGAGUAGCUACUACGUAGAGCCACACCAGCAGCAGCACCAGUACGCGAUGGAGCCGCAGUACGUCCAGCACGGAUACGCGCCGCCGAUGCUGAACCACGGCGGUGGUGGGUACGGCUACGGCGGGCACCAUCAAGAGUCGUACAUGAUGGCUCCGCCGCCGCCGGCGGGGUACCAGAUGAUGGGGCCACAGCACCCCGGCCACGCGCCUCAGUUCUUCAGCGACGAGAACCCCAACGCGUGCUCCUUGAUGUGAUUCGCCGGACGGUGAAGAAUUACACGCGGUUAAAAAAAUAAAUUAAAUUGUAAAAAAUAAUAAGAAAACAAAAAAAAAAGCUGUACGUAAUAGCGGAGGAAAGAACAGUACAUACGGAAGCUUCUAAAUGAAGAUGAGUAGAGUACUAAUUUUGGAAUCAUCGAUGGAUGGAUUAAUUAGGACAGAAAAUAGAGAUUAAUUAGAGGCUUUUUAUUAUUUUUUAGUAUAAUGAUGGUGACCGGCCGGCGAUCUGGCGACCGGCCAUCCUGUCGUGGCCGGUGAAGCCGGUUCCGCUGUUGUUGAUAUGUUGCCGUUUAGUUUUCUUUAUUGUUAUUAUUAUAAAGUGAUAUAAAUUAAUAUCCAUGUUGUUAUUUGUCGUGACGGAAUUCAAGAAUAAGUUUGUAAUGACUAAUGAAUCGAUUAAUGGAGAGCUAAUGAUAGCGAUUACCAUUAGAUUAUAAUUAACCAUCGUUUUUGUCGCGGUUUUUUGUUAAUUAAUUAGUGGGAUGGAUGAUGAUGUACAGGUUCAAGCAGUAAUCUGUGUUAGUCGGUAAACAAAUGGCGGGUGUUUAUAGGGAGGUUCCAAUGCGCAUGGUACAUAACAUCUACUAAUUAAUUAGGGGGUUAUGAGCUAAUGUUUACACUAAUUAAUUAGAAGGUCUGAUCAACACUUGGCCAAUAUCGUGCCAUUUGGUCCAAUAUUUGGAUAAUAAAAUGUUUAUUAGCAACAAGUUAUAUCUUUGAACGGCGAGAUGAUAUCUUAGAUGGAGAUUUCAUUCAUACAACACAAGCUAUAACGAUAAUUUGGUGGGUAAUAAUUUCCAAUACUAGGCAUUUGGCUUCCAAAUUUGAAUGUAACUUAUGAUGUAUUGGUUAUACAAUGUCUCGAAUCCGGCCCACAAAUUACUACACAUCUAUGAUAUUAGUGUAUGACUUUGUUUUUAUGAGUUAACUGCGUACAUAUCCAGAAAGAACGAUAUCUUUAAAAUCAGUUGGAAUUGCAAUCACGUACUUCUCAAAGCAUAAGUCCCCCCCCAAGUAUUUUCAUUCUUUCAUGUAAUUCCUAAUUAUGAAGUGACUUAUCUUAUGCUACAAAAAAUCAUCUACUGCUCAGAUGGUCUGGGCGAUUCGGUCACAAAAUGAAAGGAGUAUUUAUGGUGGUGGACAACUGGACAUGUAUAGGGGUGUGCAUCGAUCGAUUUGGUUCAGAGCCAUAUUGAAUUGACUUAGGGUCGGAUCAAAACAAAAAACGAGGACCAGAAUCGGAACAAAAUCAUGUUUGGUUCAUUUGGUUGAGAUUCGGUCCCUGUCCAAAUUCAAUUUUAGUCCAUUUUGUUCUUCAUACUAAAAUCAAAACCAAAAUCAAAAGUACGUUCAAUCAGAUUCGCUCCAAAAUAUCGGUUCGUCACGAUUCGAUCUAGUGUGAACCGGAUCAUCUCCCACCCUAGACAACAUGCAUGAUUACCCUUUUUGAACACUUUGAAUCCGAUUGGCAUUUUGUUCUUUUUCUCUCGAUCUAAAGCUUUCUUUUCAAAGUCUCGACUUUAAUUUCUUGGAGGUAGACAAUGAAUCAUUGAUUGUGCCAUUGGUGGCCAAAAGGUCCACGUUUUUUAGUGUCCAUAAGGCCUUGAUCGCGAACCCUUUUCACUUUGAGCCGGGGGCCAUUUGGUGUCGGUAGUGGUCAGGUCCUUAAAGAUCACAGCUAGCUACGGCUAGACAGUGUUCGGGUCCAUUAACGCCUUCCUGUCCACGUUACUUUCUUCCCAAGGGAAGUUAUCAGAAUGUGGAGAAACCAUGGUCCAUCAAACCGUACCGGAGAUCGUAUAAGGAAAGUCAGCGGUACGGUAUUUUAUGAUAAAACCGUGGUUUAACCGUAGUUCAACCGUUAUACCAGUAAAUGUCGCAUAUCAGUUUAGCCUCCGAUACUGGUAUUUCGUGAUUGGACCGCCAGUACGGUACGGUUUAAUGGACACUAGAAACAAAGACUACGGCUAAAAUGAUGUACGUAGGGAGGCCAAAGUUUCUUUAGAUUUGUGGUCGUCGGGUCGUGCGUAGCCAUUAAAGGUGUUGGUUGCGAAAGGCCAAAGGGGUUGAACGAAUUGAGAAAUGAUUAUGUGCAACGCGUGAGUAGAAUGCCUCUCAUCUUGACUCUUGUGAUUCAUUCCAAAAUUACACAGGAGUAUUAGGUUUUGUAUGGGGAAAAUCUAAGAGUAUGAUAUUUUUUGUUGAAAUUAUUGUUCAAUUGUCUUAAACCGUGCAGCGUAUGUUCUCUUAUACAUAUCAACAAAAAGGAUGGUCGAUUAUUUUUUUUUCCAGAAGACGACCAACUCAUACCGAUUUGUACACAAAACCAUGGUGGACCGUGCUGAAAUUAUCGAUCACAAUAACUCGAAUUGUUAAGAGAGGUUCAAUUAUGGAUCAUAUACAAUUUAUUAGCACAUUUCCUCAAUCGAAAACCGACUCAUAUGGGCUUGAAAUUUUGCAUAGGUUAGGACACCAUGUGAUUAACAAAACAUAUAUUAGUUAUCGAGAUUUGAACAGAAGACCUCUCGACCACAAAACAAAAACGAAACGUACUCAUUUUACAAAAGAAAAGAUUUUCUAUUUUGGGUAGAUUAGGUGUUGUGUCCUCUCCUCGAUCGAAAGCUUUGUUGUUGUGUGAUGUGUGUAUUUAUAUAUAUGCAGAACGACGACGUCACUUCCCCAUGAAGGAUACAAAACACUACACCAAUUGGUAGUCAUCUCCCACCACCAAGUGCUACCUCCAAAUUAAAAACACGAUAAUUUUAAAAAAAAUCCAUCAAGAAAAGGAGCUAAUGGACAAAAAAUACAUUAGUUAAUAGUAAAAAUCCAAACGCACAAUUAGAUGAUGGGUUUGUUUAGAUUGAUUAAUUAACGUAGUUUUUUAGGUUAUAUGGUGUAGGAGUCAUCUCCGGUUUUGGUCUUUAAUUAAUAGUGUCGUUAUUAAAAAAGACAGCGGUGAAUGAUUUAUAAAAGAGACAGCUAAAAAAAGGAGAUAGAUUAUGAAUGAUAAUCCAAACCAUGACAACGGCCUAAUUUCUGUAAUAUUAUUUUUAAUGAUUAUGCUUUUUUUUCCGUCACCAAGAGUCACUACAACAACCCCAGUUUUCGCAACCGAUGCUAGUAGUCACUAAAAGCACGGUUUUGGGUCACUAAAUUAUUUUGUUAACAGCCAAGUUAAGCAAAAGGCCUGUAUGAUGGUAAAAGAUAAUUUCAUCUUAUUUUACCAUUAUGUUUAUUUGGGUCAUUAGGUGAUUGGUCAGUAUAUAAUGACGAGUGAUUUUUACCUAGCUAAUUUUAGUAAACAUUUGUUCAAGUAAUCAUAAUUUGAUUCUGACUUUUGAUCUAACAUGACUACCAGAGUUGAACUAACAUGAUUCAGGUUCAUCACAUUUUUUUUCAUUAAAAUUUUCAUCAAAUUUUAAUAUAUUUUAUACAUGUAAUUUAAAAUUAGGUUACUCCUUCUUGAGCCCAUCGGUUAAUUACAUCAAGCUAGGUUGGAAAAAGAUGUAAUAUUUGGGUAUUCUCCAAGAACAAUUUAUUAUGCGUAAAAUCAUAUAUGAGUAAUUUUACUUUUGAGGAAGACGCAUAUAUCCAACUUUUUAGUUUGGAUCUAAAUUAGAUCAAUAAUAUCAUGAAUACACA